AUGCCUCUCGUUUCUGUAUCGUUGAAUGAUACAGCUCCUGAGCAAAAUACCUCACAACACAAUACAAAUACGCAACCCCAACAAGGUCAAGGUGUAGAACAAGUUGUUGAGGAUCAUCCACACUACGCUGAAAGACACCAAGACACAACUGGAUCGAAUCUAUCUUCGAUCAAAACAAACACUGAAAACGAGGAUGAGAGUUCAGAGCUAAAGCCAUUCGAAGGUCAUGAUAUAGAGAAGGGAAACCAGAAUGAAGCUGAACCAGUGUCAGAUUACUACUAUCCAAGAGAUGGUGAUGAGUUAUCCAGACUAGAAACGAAUGCACAAUUAUCUCGAGAACUUUCAAGAAGAGUCACAAAUACCACUUCUCUACUACAACAGGAAUAUGACCGUGAUGUUGCACUCUCAAUGGGAGAAAAUAUCCCUUUCCCGCCAAUGUUGCCAGAUAGAACACCAUACUGUGUCGCAUUUGAUGGGUUAAACGAUCCGUAUCAUCCUCAUAAUUAUCCGCUUUGGAAAAAGUUGAUGUAUAGUGCCUCAGUCGCUUUGGCGGCUUUGUCUUUAUCAAUGGGAUCUGCGAUGUUCUCAGAAGGGAGCGCUGAAUUGGAAGAAAUAUACCAUAUUGGAACUUCCGUUGCCGCGUUAGCCACGUCUUUAUUUGUGUUUGGCUUUGCUGCAGGUCCUGUGGUAUAUGGGCCUUUGUCAGAAUUGUUCGGUAGAAAACCGGUGAUGGUAGUUUCAUGUCUUGGAUAUGUUAGUUUCCUGUUUGGUGUUGCAACUGCCAAAGAUUUACAAACAAUCAUGUUGUGUCGUUUCUUUGCUGGUUUCAUUGGUGCUGCUCCUUUAGUUGUGGCACCAGCAGUAAUGGUUGAUUUGUUCAAGGCAAGAGUCAGAGGUCUAGCAAUUUCUGUGUUUGCAUGUGUAUUGUUUGGUGGGCCUAUGUUGGCGCCAAUUUUGGGUGGUUUUAUUGUUAAAAACUCUGCUUUGGGCUGGAGAUGGACAUCGUACAUAUCUGCAUUGAUUGGAUGUUUGGCAUUGGUUAUGAACACAUUCUUGUUGCAAGAAACGCAUCAUCCUGUUUUGUUGGUUAGAAAAGCGGAAUUAUUGAGAAGAAAAACUGGUAAUUGGGGUAUAUUUGCUCCACAUGAGGAGGUUUCUUUGAGUUUGAAAGAAAUUGCCCAAAACAAUAUUUUGAGACCUUUGAGGUUGUUGUUUACAGAACCAAUCAUUUUCCUUGUUAGUAUUUAUAAUGCAUUCAUCUAUGGUAUGCUUUAUGCCUUUUUGACGGUUAUCCCACUUGUGUUUACUGGUCGUUACCAUUGGUCGCAAGGUGUGGGUGAGUUGCCUUAUUUGUCUAUGUUGCUUGGUGUUUUCUCCGGUGGGUUGACCAUUGUGUACUUUGAAAUGAGAUUAAACAAGAAGGUAGAUAAAGGAUUAAAGCCAACCCCAGAAGCAAGAUUGCCACCAAUCAUGAUUGGAGGAUUUACUUUUGUCAUUGGUAUCUUUUGGCUAGGCUGGACUGGUGAUUACGCCGAACAUGUCCACUGGAUCGUCCCCGUCAUUGGUGCUUUCUUUGUCGGUAAUGGAUUGAUGUUGAUCUUCUUGCCCACUAUGAACUACAUCAUCGACUGUUAUUUAUACGUUGCAGCUUCGGCAUUGGCAGGAAAUACUUUCAUUAGAUCUGCAUUCGGUGCUGCAUUCCCGCUUUUCACCACUCAAAUGUUUACCAAUUUAACCAUAAAAUGGGCUGCUACAUUACUAGGUUGUUUGGGUGCAUUGAUGAUUCCUGUGCCAUUCUUGUUUUACAAAUAUGGUGCUUACAUCAGAAGUAAGUCAAAGUAUGCUAUGAAGUAG
This is a messenger RNA of Lodderomyces orthopsilosis Co 90-125, 1854 nucleotides long. Its product is annotated as MFS transporter. Lineage: Eukaryota; Fungi; Ascomycota; Pichiomycetes; Serinales; Debaryomycetaceae. The transcript has a single exon. Gene Ontology annotation, biological process: transmembrane transport. Gene Ontology annotation, molecular function: transmembrane transporter activity. Bases 1 to 1854 code for a protein of 617 amino acids. The record is from RefSeq and is a predicted model, not a curated record.